UCUGUAUUGCUAUCUAUCACUCGCACCCAUCAAGAAAUCAUGUCUGGACGUGGUAAAGGCGGUAAAGGGCUGGGAAAAGGAGGCGCCAAGCGUCACCGUAAAGUCUUACGUGAUAACAUCCAGGGAAUCACGAAACCAGCCAUCCGUCGUCUGGCCCGUCGCGGUGGAGUCAAGCGUAUCUCCGGCCUCAUUUAUGAAGAAACACGCGGUGUGUUGAAGGUUUUCUUGGAGAACGUCAUCCGUGACGCAGUGACCUACACCGAGCACGCCAAGAGAAAGACCGUUACAGCUAUGGAUGUGGUCUAUGCCCUCAAGAGGCAAGGGCGCACACUCUAUGGUUUCGGCGGUUAAGAAUUCCAACUUCACAUGCAAACAAAAAGGUCCUUUUAAGGGCCACACACUUUUUCUUAAGAGCUCCAGUUUCUCAGCAAACGCUCCAAAUUUGAGUUGUUUCCUUGCAUACGGAUCAUGAAAUGAAAGCAUUCUGUAUUAGUCAAAGAACCUUUCAAAUUUUCAGUACGUCGCAUACUUGUUAUGCUCUUUACACCAGUAAAACUAGAAUAAAACCACCUCU
This is a messenger RNA of Corythoichthys intestinalis (scribbled pipefish), 574 nucleotides long. RefSeq names its product histone H4. Gene Ontology annotation, molecular function: DNA binding; protein heterodimerization activity; structural constituent of chromatin. The coding region runs from base 40 to 351 and encodes 103 amino acids. NCBI's taxonomy places the organism in Eukaryota, Metazoa, Chordata, Actinopteri, Syngnathiformes, Syngnathidae. The transcript has a single exon. The record is from RefSeq and is a predicted model, not a curated record. Gene Ontology annotation, biological process: nucleosome assembly. Gene Ontology annotation, cellular component: nucleosome.